Molecule: messenger RNA, 1639 nt
Organism: Exophiala oligosperma
Lineage: Eukaryota; Fungi; Ascomycota; Eurotiomycetes; Chaetothyriales; Herpotrichiellaceae
Exons: 2
Coding region: 116-1120 (334 amino acids)
Biological process (GO): DNA-templated transcription
Cellular component (GO): RNA polymerase II, core complex
Molecular function (GO): DNA binding; DNA-directed RNA polymerase activity; protein dimerization activity
Source: RefSeq, a predicted model, not a curated record
UACAAUCUCCCUUUCCUCUUACUGCCACUUCACACUACCGGGCCCUCAUCUUUGGCUGUUUUCGCCUUUUGUUGAAUGAGGUAUUGUUCUGCUUGCGAGCGGACUGCCGGUAAAGAUGGCUUAUAAUGGGUACGCCCAAGAUAUGGAUGGGAUCGAGACUUCGGGGCCCAAGGUCACUGUGAGAGAAGUCGAGCAAGAUCGAUGCGACUUUGUUCUCCAGUCAUGUUCCUUAUCACUAGCUAAUUCCUUACGCCGCGCUAUGCUCGCCGAAAUUCCCACCAUCGCCAUCGAUCUUGUUGACAUUACUACAAACUCCUCAGUCUUGCCAGAUGAGUACCUCGCACACAGACUUGGGUUGAUUCCCUUGUACAGCAAAGGGGUUUCCUCAAUGAAAUACACCCGAGACUGCGAUUGCGACGAUCAUUGCGAAUAUUGUUCUGUUGAGCUCAGAUUACACGUCAAGUGUACACGACCAGGCACGAUGAUGGUGUACGCCCGCGAUCUCACCGUCAUCUUUGGUCCAACGGGUGUGGCACCUCCUCUUGUUCAGGCCGGGGUUGGCUCACCUGUCAUUCGAGACGCCAAUGGCACUGGUCCGCUGAUCGCCAAACUGAGACAAGGUCAAGAGAUCGACCUGAAAUGCAUAGCCAAGAAGGGCAUUGCCAAAGAGCACGCAAAAUGGGCACCGACAUCUGCCAUGGGGUUCGAGUACGACCCAAACAAUAAGCUACGGCAUGUGGAUUACUGGUAUGAGACCGAUGCAAAGGAAGAAUGGCCGGUGGAUGAACGGAAUGCCACAUGGGAAGGCGAUGACACAGCUGCUGAUGCUUCUUUUGAUCCUGACGCGGUCCCAAGCGCAUUCUUCCUUGAUGUCGAGGGCAUCGGAACGCUUGAACCGGAUGACAUAGUCACAGAAGGAAUCGAAGUACUCCAGAAGAAGCUCGCGGAGACACUGAAGGUAUUGGGAGGUGCGGAUGACGAGGCCAACGGCAUGAAUGGCAUUCAAAGCCCUGAUGGCUACGAACCUGCACCGGCAAACGGAGUCUACGGCGCUUAUGGCGUUCCGGGAGGGACAACUCCUUAUGGUGCAGGUUCAUACGGGGGCUACGGAUCAUAUUAAAUGAUGCAAUGCCUAUUGUUUGAUGCAUAGCGAGGCGCACAAGGCUCUCGGGCGGGAUCUUGGGAUUUUCAAAAGUCGUGCAAUACGAUGCGGAAUUGGUUUGAUGCAAGAAAGUGACCAGGAGACAUCAAAAGGCCACGUUGGUCUUGUUGCAGUGGCUCAACUUUUCUCCAACACCCUUCUUUGGCAAUUGGUUAUCGAGAGGCGUUCAAGCAUAUACAACUGCUGUUGAGCAACCUCUGAAUAUCCGAAACGGAGAAGCUGGUUUCUGCAAAAGUGGAGGUAGUCAUCUACGGAGACAGUAAUAAUCAGCUUGAUGGAUCUCUCAUCGCAGCAGAUACUGUAUCAUAAAGUUAUGAGACUAUUGGCAUCCUUCAAGACGCAGCUUAAACCGGAAAGCAGGAGGUGCUCUCCUGACUGGGUUUGCCAACUUGUAGUCAGCAUCACGCCUACAGAAUUGCUUCCGUAAGCGAUGCACAUGCAGGUUGAUGUGUAGGGGUUCAGAGGACUAUCGUCAAG